GCGCCUACCUCUCAGCCGGUCUGUUUUGAAAGCGUUGGUGGGGAGCUUGUGGCGGAGCUCGUCGGAUAUGCGCCUCCCGUGCGACGUGGUGGUGGUGAGUCGCCUGCUGCCCUCAGCGGGGAUGCGGGCCCCGGGACGAGCUGCCAGGGCUCUGCUCGCCCUGGGGAAGGCAACCGGAGGAGACGGAGGCGUCUGCCUUCUGGUCAGCACUGCCCGCCACCGCCCUGGAGCCAAAUACCAGUUGAAAGAAAACAUAGAUCAGCUUUUUACUAAGUUCGUGGAUGAAGGAAAAGCAACCGUACGGCUAAAAGAACCAGCUGUGGAUAUUUGUCUUAGCAAGGCAAGUGUCAGUGAGCUGAGGACUUUCCUUUAUGCAGUGAAAUUGGCUCAUCAAGGCACCAAAGAGGAAACUUUACCACUUUCUAAGCUGGUAUCACCAAAGGCCUCUGAAGUUGAAAAACCAAAAACCAAGAUGACCAUAACAUCAAAGAAGGAUUAUCCUUUAACUCGGAAUUUCCCAUACUCUCUGGAGUAUCUCCAAGCCUCCUAUUGCAAAUUAGCUCGUAUAGAUAUGCGUAUGCUUUGCCUGAGAAGCCUUCGGAAACUGGACUUGAGCCACAAUAGUAUUAAAAAGCUUCCAGCAACUAUUGGGGACCUUGUUUGCCUUCAGGAGCUCAAUCUACAGGACAAUCACUUGGAGUCAUUCAAUGUGGCUCUGUGUAACUCCACUCUCAAAAAAUCACUUCAAUCUCUGGAUCUCAGCCAGAAUAAAAUCAAAGCCCUGCCUGCACAGUUUUGCUACUUGCAGAAACUCAUACAUUUAAAGUUAGAUGAUAAUAAUUUGAUUAGAUUGCCAUUCAAGAUUGGUCAACUGUCGCAUCUCCGCUUCUUAUCUGUGGCUCGUAAUAAACUCCCAUUUUUGCCCAGUGAAUUUGCUAAACUCUCACUUGAGAGCCUGGAUUUAUUUGGCAAUCCUUUUGAGCAGCCAAAACCACUUGUUCCUGAUAUACACUUAAAAAUACCACUGACUUUACUAGAAUAUUCUGCAAGAGCAACCAUCAAUUACAGGGUCCCAUAUGACUGCCACAUUCUUCCUUAUCACCUUUGUGUUGAUCUUGAGAUGUCAAAAACUUGUCAAUGUGGACGUGCUUGCGUGACCUGCUUCAUUCAAACAACAGCGACUAUGAAUCUGCACAGUGUGGCACACACAGUUGUUCUUGUGGAUAAUAUGGGAGGCACAGAGGCCCCCAUUCUUUGCUAUUUCUGCUCUCUCACCUGCUAUUCCCAGUUUCUGGAUAGACAUCUGCAAAGUGUGAGGUGAUCAGAUUAUAAUCUGAGAAGUUUUAUUCAGCAAAUGCUAACUUCUGUUUUGUAUUGGAAGAAAAGGAAACAAUAAUCUGCUGGAACAAGGCUUCUCAUCUCUAAACCAUCUCCUUUUUUAUUAUCUGAAGAUUGCAUAAAGUGUUUAAACACUAGGGUCUUCAAACUUGGCAAAUUUAAGACUUGUGGACUUCAACUCCCAGAAUUCCUGAGCUAACACGAGGAGGAAUUCUGGGAGUUGAAGUUCACAAGUCUUAAAGCUGUCAAGUUUGAAGACGCCUGCUUUAAAGUGUUAGAUAUUAUCCCUGAUGCCAGGUGCAAGUUCCUUCCUAACUCCUGUUUAAUGCUGUGAAUGGAAUAGCUGGAGCUCACAUCCUCUCAACUGAGAAAAAUUCCUUUUCUGCUCUUAUUUUAGCACUAUUUUUAUAAAAUCUUUAGUAAUUUUUUCUGAGUAAGAAUGUAUUUUCAGAGAUGCUGUAUAACAUGCAGUGUUUUGAAUACAGAAUUUGCAAUCCCUUGAAAAAUUCUUAAAUUUAUAAACAAUUCUUUGAAAAUGGGAAGUGCUGAACUCAUUACAGUAUUUGGUAUUCAUUUUAAAAAAUAAAUGCACACUUUGUGCAAUCUGUACAUGCCAAUCAAAGGAAGGUUUGUCACACCAAUGUAACCAAUCAUAUUUACAAACAUUUUGAUUCAGAAUGGUAUUUUAAAAGUUGUUUACUUUAAAGAUCAAUUCACAUAUUACACUUUGUAUAGAAUAAUUUAUUGACAACAAAAUACAAUUUAUAGUGUUU
Pantherophis guttatus is the source of this 2111-nucleotide messenger RNA. It is a transcript of the gene LRR1, whose product is annotated as leucine rich repeat protein 1. Gene Ontology annotation, molecular function: protein binding. The record is from RefSeq and is a predicted model, not a curated record. Gene Ontology annotation, cellular component: cytoplasm. Lineage: Eukaryota; Metazoa; Chordata; Lepidosauria; Squamata; Colubridae.